Messenger RNA from Marmota monax (woodchuck), 2081 nucleotides. Its product is annotated as olfactory receptor 13C7-like. The record is from RefSeq and is a predicted model, not a curated record. Gene Ontology annotation, biological process: G protein-coupled receptor signaling pathway. The transcript has a single exon. NCBI's taxonomy places the organism in Eukaryota, Metazoa, Chordata, Mammalia, Rodentia, Sciuridae. Gene Ontology annotation, molecular function: G protein-coupled receptor activity; olfactory receptor activity. The coding region runs from base 103 to 1089 and encodes 328 amino acids. Gene Ontology annotation, cellular component: membrane.
GGAGGCUGAUACACUGCAAGUCACACAUCUACCACCCUUGGUCCCCACACCAGCAAGAGCUUCUUUCCAAAAGCUCUGUGGUUAAAGAGCAAAGAGGAUGAGAUGGAGGAGACAAACCAGACAGCCGUGAUGGACUAUGUCCUGCUGGGGCUCCAUGGGCACCAUGACCUAGAGGUGGUCCUGUUUGUGCUUUGCCUGGGCAUCUACUGCAUGAAUCUGCUGGGGAACUCCCUCCUCAUGGUGCUGAUCAUGCUGGACCCCCACCUGCACAACCCCAUGUACUUCUUUCUCAGCAACCUCUCCCUCAUAGACAUCUGUGGCACCUCCUCCUUCAUACCUCUCAUGCUCACCAACUUCCUACAAACCAGAAGUACCAUCUCCUUCCCAGCCUGUGCCCUGCAGAUGUACUUGACCCUGGCUUUGGGUGCUACAGAAUGCUUGCUCCUGGCUGCGAUGGCCUAUGACCGUUAUGUGGCUAUCUGCCACCCACUCAGGUACACAGAGCUCAUGACUGGACAGAUGUGCAUGCAGAUGGCAGCGCUGAGCUGGGGGACAGGCUUUGUCAACUCACUGCUACAGUCCAUCCUGAUCUGGCGCCUCCCCUUCUGUGGCCACAAUGUCAUCAACCACUUCUUCUGUGAGAUUUUAGCAGUGCUGAAACUCGCCUGUGGGGACAUAUCCCUUAAUGCCCUGGUAUUGAUGGUGGCUACAACCAUCCUGACAGUGACCCCUCUCCUGCUCAUCUGCCUCUCCUACAUUUUCAUCCUGGCUGCCAUCUUUCGGGUUCCCUCUGCUUCAGGCCGGCGCAAAGCCUUCUCCACCUGCUCUGCACACCUCACAGUGGUGGUGAUUUUCUAUGGGACCAUCUCCUUCAUGUACCUCAAGCCUAAGGCAAAGAACCCCAAUGUGGAUAAGAUUAUCACACUGUUUUAUGCCGCCGUGACACCCUCACUGAACCCCAUCAUCUACAGCCUAAGAAAUGCAGAGGUGAAAGCAGCUGUCACAGCUCUGCUUGGGGGAGGUCUGCUCACUAGAAAAUUCUCCCACGUUUACUGUUGCCCUCCAACUCUGUCAGUCAACAUGAGCUAGCCUAUCUUGUGGUAAUGGAAUCAUUAAUUAAGUGGCUUAAAACCAACAGAUUUCUCACUUAUGCCCCAGGUCCAUAAGGGCUUGGCUGGGGUUCUGCUCUGCUUCCUUUUAUCCACCCCUCACCCCCACCACAGGACCCAUCUGUAACAUGGCUGGGCACCAUUACAAAACGAGAAGAGAAGGUGUCCUUUCUCUCCCUUCACACCCACCUUCUUCCAGACUGUCAUUCCAGGGUCCUGGAGCACCUUCAGGCCCACCACAAGACACAGAGGUACCAACUUUCAUUGGUGUCUCCAGCUGCUCCCAAGGCUCUGUCCCUCUAGUCUCUAAAAGAAAUUCCUCACAUUCCUCAUAGUGGUUCUGCCAUUGAAGUCUAGCCCCAAUUGAUCCAUCACUCUUUUGAUCGAGACCCUUCAUGGCUCCCCAUCACCACAGCAUUAAGUCCAAAUCCUUGCUGAGUCUUCAAGGCCCCCAGAGUCUGGCAGCAUCUGCUUCUUCAGCCUGACUUCCACUUCCCCCUCCACACAGGCCAGCCAAUCACUACAUCCUCUGCACUGCCCCCACCUCCAGGUCUUUGAUCCUGCUGUUCUCAGUCACACUGGGAUGAGUUUUCAAAGCCAGCUCAGACACCAUCUCUUUCAUGCAUUCUUCUCUGAUGCACUUUGAGAUUGUCCCCUUUAUAUCCUACAGCACCUUUCACUUUACCUGUCUCAUCCUGACUUGUGACAUUUCCUCAUCAUCAGAACUCCUUGGGGGCAGCCUGCCACCAGGUCUCACCUACUGCUGUAGCUUUGGGAGGGCUUUCUCUACAGCAGAUUUCCUGAACUGACUUGUUACCCAGAAGCUUUGAGCACUGAGUCCAGUGGUGCUGAGUAUCUCCAAGCAGUGGCAGGUGGACAGGGGUCCUGGCGUGGCUAUGUACAGACAGGUGAAGGGAGCAGCAGUACUGAUGGCCACAGUCUUGUCCUCGAUGCAGGCAGGGCUGCUCUGGA